This is a messenger RNA of Pezoporus flaviventris, 864 nucleotides long. RefSeq names its product F-box and leucine rich repeat protein 12 (gene FBXL12). Gene Ontology annotation, molecular function: protein binding. Lineage: Eukaryota; Metazoa; Chordata; Aves; Psittaciformes; Psittacidae. The record is from RefSeq and is a predicted model, not a curated record.
AUGGCGGCGGCGGCGGCAGCAGGGGAGGGCUCGGUGCUGCCCCAUUCGGUGCUGCUGCCGCCGUGGGACCGGCUGAGAGCGGCCGGGGUCUGCCGGCGGUGGCGGCAGCUCGCAUUGGACCGGAUGGUGUGGAGACACGUGGAUCUGACCCAGCGCCGGCACCUCAGCUCCAGGGUCCUGUGGCAGCUCCUUCUCCGGCACCUCCCCGCGGGGCUGUGCACGCUGCGGGCCCGGGGCUCCCUCCUCUCCCCCUCCCGGCCUCCCCUCCUGUCCCCGGCUCUGCUGGCGGCCCUGGGCCAGCGCUGCACCCGGCUCCAACGCCUGAGCCUGGCCGAGACCGACGUGCGCCGGGUCCCCUACGAGAGCAUCCCCGCUUCCCGGUUCCAGCGGGAAGAGGGGAAAUGUAGGUAGACCCCCGCUGCCCGGUUCCACCCGCCCGCCUCCUCCCCGCGGUCUCUUCGCCACCUCCUGGUCCACCACGUCCCGGCCUUGGUGGCUGCCUCCUCCCGGCACCGCCGGGAGAUGCUGAGCCUGCGGGGCUCCUAUCGCCUGACGGAGCCCGGUCUGCAGCGCGCUGCUCUGCGGGGCUGCGGCGCCGGCGAUGCCGCCGCGGGCUCCCUUGGGUACCACUUGAAGCGGCUGCGGGAGCUCGAGGUCGUUGCUGGCCUGCAGCACCUGGAGAUGCUUUGCCUUGAGCUGGGGGUGAAGGUGUCUGCCGGGGCUGCGGUUGCCUUGGGUCGAGCGCUGCCCCGGCUCAGGGAGCUCCGGGUCGUCGGCGCUCGCAUCACAACGGGAGUCCUGGGUCAAAUCCGGCUGAAUUUAUCCCAUUGCAGCUGCUCCCAUUCGCCUCAACCCCCAGCCUGA